UAAAUUUUCAGAUGUUUUAUAAGAGUUUUCAACUGGUGAAAGGGAAGCGCUCGACUUCAUGGGUUUCGCAUAAAUUUAGUUAGUACCCCCCAGCGUUCGCCUAACAUCUGUCCCUUUUUCGCCAUAAACGCCCUAGUGAUUUGCUAAAAGGGCCGCCGUGAGUAUGCGAACUUCGUUAUUAACAUGGCCGACUGAAGGGCUGCGAUAUUACAGCGGAGGGGUCACGUGCUGAUGACGGUCACUCCAAGAUUACGACUCCCGCUGCAUCAGGGCUUGUUUUAAUUAAAGCGGCCCAGGCCUCGUUUGCUCGCACCGUCAGCCGUUUUACAAUCAUAUGACCGGUUAGUGUAAAAUUCAAAAUAAUUUCAAUCUUUUGUGGAUUUUUUUUCUCGGUAAAUUAAAAACUCCAAACGUUAUUUAUACGUUGUUUCAACAGUUCUCAAUAGACGGUGGGAUGUUCGGUAGUAAGAAGCAGGACAGCGCAUAUGCCGAGGAGGAGUUAGCGGUUUACCUCUCGGGUGCUAUCUACUAUUUGUCGUGUGUAGCAGUUUCUUGUCUCGUGUGGUUUGGACUAAGGAGAGUUUUGACCAGAGUGUUGCAAAACCAUACGUACAAUGUUUUUGCAACGGUGCAUGCACUUAUCGUAGGAGCGACACUAAGCUCGAGUUUGACGGAUACGUUGUCUUUCUCCACUUAUGAACCUAUAACGCCGAACAAAGAAUUUUUCCUUCUUUACACCUGCGGAUACCAUCUGCACGUCUUUCUCGAGCUGUCAUACAGGAAGAACAAGCUCCUACUCUUCUCGACUGUAUGCUACAUACUUUCGAUCAUCUUCGUACUCCUGAACGAUGUGGGGACCAAGUUGCUCCUGCUGUACAUGUUCCUCGUCGAGUCGUGCACGCCGUCUUUGUGCCUGGCUUCCUUCAUGCAACAGGGAUCUAGCAACUUGUAUAUAGUCAACCUGUCCAAAGGGCUUGCCCUCUGCACCGUGUUUUACGAGCAGAUUCUAAUCGGUUACUCCAUGGCUAUGCCGAUCGCGAUGAUGUUGCCCGAGAAGGAGAAGCCUGCGUGCUACGCCCUCACCACCGUCUUUUUCUUCUCACUCCUCAUCAGGCUUUACGAACUUAGCAAGCUGAUUUCCGGUAAACAGGCAAAAAAGAAAGUAUGCAACGAGGAGAGUUUUUGGCAAAAUUUUUUUAUCACACAAUAAAAUUAAUAAUAAUUGUCUUAUUUAA
Messenger RNA from Cimex lectularius (bed bug), 1235 nucleotides. RefSeq lists its product as uncharacterized. The record is from RefSeq and is a predicted model, not a curated record. The transcript is spliced from 2 exons. Bases 455 to 1210 code for a protein of 251 amino acids. Lineage: Eukaryota; Metazoa; Arthropoda; Insecta; Hemiptera; Cimicidae.